Molecule: messenger RNA, 5443 nt
Organism: Hypanus sabinus (Atlantic stingray)
Lineage: Eukaryota; Metazoa; Chordata; Chondrichthyes; Myliobatiformes; Dasyatidae
Product: cullin-associated NEDD8-dissociated protein 1-like
Exons: 15
Coding region: 95-3805 (1236 amino acids)
Biological process (GO): protein ubiquitination; SCF complex assembly
Cellular component (GO): nucleus
Source: RefSeq, a predicted model, not a curated record
AGAGCGAAGCGGGCGCCAUCUUGUCCGAUGGCAGAACCGCGAGCGGCUGACAGCUCAGCGCCAGCCCCGAGUCACGGUCCCUUCAGCCGGCACCAUGACCAACGUGUCCUACCACAUCUCCAACCUGCUGGAGAAGAUGACCUCCAGCGACAAGGAUUUCAGGUUUAUGGCUACCAAUGACCUGAUGGUCGAGUUACAGAAAGAUUCCAUCAAGUUGGAUGAUGACAGUGAGAAGAAGGUGGUGAAGAUGCUGCUUAAACUGCUGGAGGAUAAAAAUGGAGAAGUACAGAACCUGGCUGUGAAGUGCUUGGGCCCUCUGGUCAGCAAGGUUAAAGAGUAUCAGGUGGAGACGAUUGUGGACACGUUGUGUACCAACAUGCUGUCUGACAAAGAGCAACUACGGGACAUAUCCAGUAUUGGCUUGAAGACUGUCAUUGCAGAACUACCUCCUGCUUCUAGUGGUUUAGCUCUAUCUGCCAAUGUGUGCAAGAAAAUCACUGGGCGUCUGACAAGUGCUAUUGCCAAGCAGGAGGAUGUAUCUGUCCAGCUGGAAGCCUUGGAUAUCCUAUCUGAUAUGUUGAGCAGGUUGGGUGGGACCCUAAUCACGUUUCAUUCUUCUAUCCUGAGUUGUCUGCUGCCCCAGCUUUCAAGUCCAAGACUAGCUGUGCGUAAGAGAGCCAUUAUCUGUCUGGGACACCUGGUCAUGAGCUGCAGCAGCUGCCUCUUUUCAGAAUUAAUGGACCAUCUCAUGGUAGAACUGUCAAAGAAUGAAUCUACCUCUAUGACCAGAACCUACAUCCAGUGCAUUGGUGCCAUCAGUCGACAGGCUGGACACAGGGUUGGUGAGCAUCUGGAGAAGAUUAUUCCGCUAGUUGUGAAGUACUGCAACGUGGAUGAUGAUGAGCUGCGGGAAUACUGCUUCCAGGCAUUUGAGUCAUUUGUAAGAAGGAGUCCAAAGGAGAUGUCAGUUCACAUUCCCGCUAUGAUUGGACUGUGCCUAAAGUAUAUCACAUAUGAUCCUAAUUACAACUAUGACCAAGAUGAGGAUGAUGAAGAUGCUAUGGAAACAGACAAAGGUGAUGAAGAGGAAGAUCAAGACAGUGAAGAGGAGUACACAGAUGAUGAUGAUAUGAGUUGGAAAGUGCGUCGAGCUUCAACUAAGUGUUUGGAUGCCAUUGUAAGCACCAGGCACGAAAUGCUGCAGGAGUUUUAUAAGACUGUCUCGCCAGCUCUCAUCAGUAGGUUCAAGGAACGGGAAGAGAAUGUGAAGGCUGAUAUAUUUCAUGCUUACGUGUCUCUCCUGAAGCAGACAAAACCAGUCCAGAGCUGGUUGCAGACUGCAGAUGUGCUGGAGCAGGGAGAUAUGCCCCUUGUGAUGCUUCAAAAUCAAGUACCUAGCAUAGUGAAAGCUUUGCACAAGCAGCUUAAGGAAAAGAGUAUGAAGACACGGCAAAGCUGUUUCAACCUUCUAACUGAACUGGCUAGUGUCCUACCUGGAGGCUUGUCAGAACAUGUACCAGCUCUGGUGCCAGGCAUUAUUUACUCCCUCACUGACAAAUCAAGUACCUCAAACAUGAAGAUUGAUGCACUGACCUUCUUCCAUGUCAUCCUCUGCAAUCAUCCACCAGAAGUAUUUCACCCUCAUGUUAAGACUUUGUUGCCUCCAACUGUGGCCUGCAUUAGUGAUCCUUUCUACAAAAUAACCUCUGAGGCUUUGCUUGUUACCCAGCAACUUGUAGAGGUGAUCCGCCCAUUGAACAAACCUUGUUCAUUUGACGCUAAACCAUAUGUGAAGGAUUUGUUUAGUAGCACUUUGAAGAGAUUAAAAGCCGCUGAUAUUGACCAGGAGGUGAAGGAGAGAGCUAUUGCUUGUAUGGGACAAAUCAUUUGUAACCUGGGGGACAAUCUGGGUGCUGAUCUGAAUCCCACUUUGCAGAUCUUCCUUGAACGACUGAAAAAUGAGAUCACACGACUCACCACAGUCAAAACCUUGACCCUGAUUGCAAGCUCUCCAUUAAAAAUUGAUCUGCGCCCAAUUCUUGGUGAGGCUGUUCCCAUCCUGGCGUCUUUUCUAAGGAAGAACCAGCGUGCGUUAAAACUAAGCACCCUUGCUGCUCUAGAUAUCCUGAUUAAGAAUUACAGUGACAGUCUAAAGCCAAUGAUGAUUGAGUCUGUCUUGAAGGAGCUUCCAUCCCUCAUUGGAGAGAGUGACAUGCACGUCUCUCAAAUGGCAAUCACCUUCUUGACAUCUCUAGCCAAAGUUUACCCAUCGUCUGUCUCCAAGAUUGGUGGGUCCAUAUUAAUUGAGCUGUUCAACCUGGUUCGCUCACCACUGCUGCAAGGAGGGGCUCUGAGUGCAAUUUUGGACUUCUUCCAGGCUUUGGUCAUAUCCAAGGCUCCCAAUAUGGGCUAUAUGGAGCUGCUCAAGCAGUUGACAGGGACUGUCUAUUCAUCAGCUCAGUCAGGUGGUCCUGUGAUUUUGCACAAGCAGGCCUAUUACUCCGUGGCGAAAUGUGUGGCUGCACUUACUUCAGCUUGUCCAAAGGAUGCCAGUUCAGUGGUGAACCAGUUUGUUCAGGAGGUGAAGAAUCCAAAAUCCUCUGAUUCGGUCCGUUUGCUUGCUCUCCUUUCUUUAGGUGAGAUAGGCCGCACCAUGAAUCUGGGUGCACAAAAGGAGCUCAAGGUGGUAAUCCUUGAAGCAUUUUCAUCACCUAGUGAAGAAGUAAAGUCUGCUGCCUCCUAUGCAUUGGGAAAUAUCAGUGUGGGAAACCUUAGUGACUAUCUUCCUUUCAUACUCAAGGAGAUUAGCGGUCAACCCAAGCGUCAGUACCUGUUGCUGCACUCACUGAAAGAGGUUAUUAGUUCUUCCUCAGCUGAUAGCUUAAAACCUUACAUUCAAGACAUUUGGGCCUUACUGUUCAAAAACUGUGAGUGUGUUGAAGAAGGAACUCGGAAUGUAGUGGCUGAAUGCCUAGGAAAGUUGACCCUCAUCGACCCAUCCCAUUUGUUACCCAGGCUGAAAAAACAACUCACUUCUGGUUCUGCCUAUGCACGAAGCACAGUGGUGACUGCUGUCAAGUUUACGAUUUCAGACCAUCCACAAUCAAUUGACCCCCUAUUAAAAGGCUGCAUUGGUGACUUCUUGCGGACUCUGGAAGACCCGGAUCUCAAUGUCAGGCGUGUUGCCUUGGUCAUGUUCAACUGUGCGGCUCAUAAUAAGCCUUCAUUGAUCAGGGAUUUGCUGGAGACUGUGUUGCCACAGUUAUACAAGGAAACCAAGGUCAGAAAGGAGCUCAUUAGAGAGGUGGAAAUGGGACCUUUUAAACACACUGUGGAUGACGGACUUGAUAUUAGGAAAGCUGCCUUUGAAUGCAUGUACACUUUGCUGGAUAGUUGUCUGGAUAGGUUGGACAUCUUUGAGUUUCUGAACCAUGUGGAAGAUGGAUUAAAGGAUCAUUAUGAUAUCAAGAUGCUGACUUUCAUCAUGUUGGCACGUCUGUCAACUGUCAGCCCUAGUGCAGUACUUCAGAGAUUGGACAGGCUAGUAGAACCACUGCGUGCAACAUGCACUACUAAGGUGAAGGCCAACUCGGUGAAGCAGGAAUUUGAGAAGCAGGAUGAGUUGAAACGCUCAGCGAUGAGAGCAGUAGCAGCUCUGCUCACGAUCCCAGAAGCAGAGAAGAGUGCUCUGAUGGCAGAAUUCCAGUCACAGAUCCGGUCUAACCCGGAGAUGGCAUCUAUUUUUGAAAGCAUUCAGAAAGACAACACAUCAGUGACUAGCACGGAAAUAAUGGACCUCAGCUAGAAAAGAAAGUAAACCAAAAGGAUCUGAACAAGAUGCCUUGCCUUCAUAACUAACUUCUGUGUGAAAUGUUAUUUAUAUUGCCAUUUAGGUUUUAAUUUUCUGUUGCAGAACCACCUCUGGCUGGUAUUUACAGGCCAGCUUUCUCAGUGUUGCCUUUGCAUGACUUUCCUGCUGUUUCUGCUGCUAGUGCAGUUAAGGCCAUGUCCCUAUUGCCCCAGCUCCACAGCUACCAUGUGGGGUGCCAGGGGUUAAAAGUGAAUCAAUGGUCACACUCCUUCCCACUUGUUGAGAAAGGAAGGCAAGCUAGAUGAUGAAAAGAGAAGUGAACGAGUCUUUUUAGCUGCACUUAUGUGACCUAUUUGAGGCUUAAAAUAAAGUCUUCCGAAUGGGUUUAUUUUAUUGGCCUUGCAACUGUUAGUAAGCCCUGAUCUGUUAGUUCUGCUGUAAAAUUGCAUGCCAACCUGAACUGUACCAUUUUAAUAAUGGACAGGCUGAUUCAGUGCAAGACUCUGUUCUGCAUGGAGUUCUCAUGCUACAAUCUGGAGGUUCCCUUGCUUGCCAUAUAAACAGUUUGUUGCUUUCACAAACAGAAGGAAAAUCUGGCUCUUGGUCAAGGGGUGUGCGUGGGUGAGAUUUACAAAGGACUUGAAACUUACAAUAUUCCGAAAUCUCAAGUGUGCUGGCAAAGCCACAAUGAAGAAGAUGCCUGAACAUUGCAUUGGAUAAGCAACCCUGAAUGCUUUUUAGUUUGACACAGACUGUAAUGGUGAGCUGUAUUUUGCAAUCAUGCCUCUUCUUACCCUACAUUAGCACAAGAUCUAUUAAACUUCCUAUGCGAUCCAGCUGAGAUGGGGAACUGACAUGAGGGCCUUAAGUCUCAUUGAGUGUUUCAGCAUUAAUGGCCUGUUGUUAGUGUAUGUAUCGUCCUACACUGUUGCUAGAUCUAUCCUAUUGCGAAAUACACGUGCACAAACCUAAACCUUGGACAUGGUGCAAAGUUAUAAGCUGCCAGGUACAGAUACGAUCUCUCAUGCUGCUGCAGUCAUGACAUUGCCUGUAUUCCUUAGGAAGCUGAAAUUGAGUGGGUGGGCCAGAUUUUCGAAAUAAGCAAUGUGAGGCUUGCCCAGUUCCAGGAUGUGGCCUGGGGAGGUGCAUUAGGUUGUUUUCUCAUUGACUGCUGAGGUUAGGAUCAGUGGCACUUAAAUCUCUGCCAGAUCAUUUCUUAUCCAGAUGAGGUGUUACUGAUACGCUGAACUUUAGUUGACAAUGACCAAAUUCUUUCUGUGAGGUCCUUUCCUGGUAGAAUGGGUGACAAAUUGAAUAAGGUACUUCUCAUAAAAUGGGGUAAAGCAAUACAUUUAAAGUAUUUUGGCUCUGUGGAAGAAAUUCAUUAGGAAUAAAAACUUUGGAAUGCUGUGACUAUGUUAUGGACCACCUCCCCAUCCACCAAUCUGCAGUGAAGUUCAUUCAGUGCCAAUAUCUUAAUCUAUUCCUUCAUUUCCUUGCUUUUGAAAACUGAAUUAAAUAAAGUGCACUGUUCAACCUGGGAUCCUGAAGUGAAGCAGCAAUCAAGGUUCCUUGUGUUAUUUUUCAGCUGUUUGUCAGUAUUUGAUUUUGAAUUAAAUAUGAGCGAGAUCA